UUUUAAAAUAAGAAGUUUUAAGAAAUUAAGUGUCUCCAAACAUUCAAACAGUGCCUGAAAUAUUAAUGUCUCCAAGCUUUUGGUUAAAUCACGAGUUUAAUAUAUGAGAUUUUCUUAAAUUCUUUCAAAGUGAGCAAUAUUUACACACGAGUAUUCCAAAAUUGAUGUGCUCUCGUGCAUCUCGAGGAUUUGCAUUCUAAGGACAGUUAUGGCUGAGAUAGGUGCCUAUAUAAGGAGGGAGGGAGGGAGGAAGGCAGGCAGAAAGAAUGAACGAACGUGACACAGAUUAAUUCCGUACUUCCUUAAAACAGUGGGUAACAUGCACGGGGGAACAUUAUCGUACCACCUGUGUGUGAAGAUGAAGGACCCUGAAAAACCAGCAACCCUCACCGUGGAGCAACAAAGGGAACUCUUACUCUGCGCCAGCGGUCGUCCGAGGGCAUCGAGGCCGCCUUUCCUUUGGUUUUUAUGUGCGACAGACACUCAGCUUGUCCCAGGGAGAAAGGACCCAGGAAUCGAUACCGUGAUGUGCCAGCAACACCUAGACGACCCAAGACGAGCAAAUCUGGGAAAGAACGUGGUGCGCGGCCGGUUUAGCAAGGGAAACAGGUGCUUCAGGGACGUCUCGGAGAACAACUCAGACUCAAGCACACUUGAGGCUGGGGGCUUGCACCUCUGGGUGUAGGGGCUGCCAAACUGGUGUCCACCCUUCGCAGGCCACACAGAGGCCACACCCGAGCACAGGCCUCCGGAGGCGGAGCUGGGGUCGGCCUUCCCGGGCUCGCCGCCCGAGCGCCACCGGUCUGAGCCCGCCCCUCCCACUGGGCUUUGUCCUUAAAGCCCCAGGCUGGGGUCGCCUCCAGGGACCUCAGCCGCUUCCGCUUCUGCGAGUCCGGCGUUUAGCCUCGGGGCCGCUUGGGCGCGGGCCGGGCUCCCGGGACCCCGAGCGGAGGACGCCCAGCCAGGCGACUCCCCGCCUCAGGCGCACCGGCCCACGGACGCGGGGGCGCGCCCGCGGGACUCCAUUUCCCAGCGCGCUGCGCGGAGCCGCCUGGCCGUGGCCACGGACGUCGGAAAGGGCUCCGCCCACCCGGCCGCAGGGCGGGCGGGAACUACGCUUCCCAGAAGGCGCCGCGCGUGCGUCCGCGGCGCGCAUUGGGCCAGCGAGGGCUUGCGGGGGCCGGACUUCCGGCGUCCGGGACUGUCACUUCGCUGCGGGGCGUGGGGCCACACCGGUGUUGGGCACUGCAGCGCGGCGGGCCCGGCUCGGCCUUCCAGGAGCCUCGGAGAGCCGGGCGAGGGCCGCGACGAGGGCGCGAGCGGAGGGCCGCUAGGCGCACGCCGUGGUCCCCGGCGACGGUCGCGCCCCCCGAGCCUCGGUUUCUCCGGGUGUAGCCCGGGCCGCCCCGCGGGGCUGUGGGGCGGUGCCCCGCGUCACGUGCUCUCCGACCCCCGGGCGGCCGGGGAGACGGCGUCCUGGGCGUCUGUGCCCCAGACGGCGGAGAGACUGAGGCCCGGAGCCGGGACGUCCGCGUAGCCGUCGCUUUCUGCGCGUCCGCAAGUACAGGUUCUGAUGGCGACCGCGGCGCUGACGGACCCGGCGCAGGGCCUGAUGGCCUUUGAGGAUGUGGCCGUGUACUUCUCCCAGGAGGAGUGGGAGCUCCUGGACCCAGCCCAGAGGGCCUUGUACUGCCACGUGAUGCUGGAGAACUUCACACUUGUGGCCUCGCUGGGACUCUCUGCCUCAAGACCCCGGGUAGUCAUCCAGCUUGAGCGUGGCGAGGAGCCCUGGGUUCUCGGUGGGACGGUUGCGACACCAGCCAGGAAUGCUCACAGGAAGCCCAGCCCUGGUUCCCGUCACCUGGCAUACGACAGGGUUGUUCCAGGAGCAGCAGAACUGCCAGGGGCCUUCCAUGACGGCUCCCCUCCAGCACCUACGAGGGUCCUCCCCUUUGCUGGCAUCUGUGAGCGUGGGAAAAGCCUGGAGGGCUGGCGGGGCACCUCCCCCUCUCAGGAGAAAAAACCCACAGGGGUGUCUGUAAUCUACUGGGAACGGCUCCUGCUAGGUCCUGGCGGUGGGGAGGCCAGUGUCAGUCUGCGGCUGACCUCCCCACUGAGGACGGUCGAGGAGAGCCCACCAAGAGAGAAGGCCCUUGUGACCCGCCCCAUGCCAGGCAAGCAGCUAAGGGCAUGUGGGGGCCAGAAGCCAUAUGGGCGGGAGGCCCCUGGAAGCGCUUUUCCCAAAAUUCCAGAAUUUGAGUCUGGUCUCACCUCUGGGGAAGGAGGAAAGAGUCCAGCUAGCCACAAGCCUCAUGGACUCCCUGCUGGCCAGGAGCCCCCAACCUGGGAUCAGCUGGGCAAGGCCCUCCACCCAGGCCCUGGCCUCCUUCCCGGGGAGAAGCCCUUCGAAUGCAGGGCGUGCAACAGAGUAUUCGUGAAGAGCUCGGACCUGCUCAAGCACCUGCGCACACACACUGGAGAGCGGCCAUACGAAUGCGCGCAGUGCGGCAAGGCCUUCAGCCAGACGUCGCACCUGACGCAGCACCAGCGCAUCCACAGUGGUGAGACGCCCUACGCGUGCCCGGCCUGUGGCAAGGCCUUCCGGCAUAGCUCCUCACUGGUGAGGCACCAGCGCAUACACACAGCCGAGAAGUCCUUCCGCUGCAGUGAGUGUGGCAAGGCCUUCAGCCACGGCUCCAACCUCAGCCAGCACCGCAAGAUCCAUGCAGGCGGGCGGCCCUACGCGUGUGCCCAGUGUGGCCGCCGUUUCUGCCGCAACUCACACCUCAUUCAGCAUGAGCGCAUGCACACAGGGGAGAAGCCUUACACUUGUGCCCUUUGUGGUGCCGCCUUCAGCCAGGGUUCCUCACUCUCCAAUCACCAGCGUGUGCACACAGGCGAGAAGCCCUUCGCCUGCGUACAGUGUGGCCGCGCCUUCAGCCACAGCUCUAACCUCACGCAGCAUCAGCUGCUGCACACGGGCGAGCGGCCCUUCCGCUGCGGGGACUGCGGGAAGGCUUUUGCCAAGGGCGCGGUGUUGCUCAGCCACCGACGCAUCCACACGGGUGAGAAGCCCUUUGUGUGCGCACAUUGUGGCCGCGCCUUCCGCGAGCGCCCGGCCCUCUUCCACCACCAGAGGAUCCACACGGGAGAGAAACCUGUGCGCAGGCCCCGGCGUGGGGCAGGCCUGACCCCCCAGGCCAGGCCUUCUUCGGUGGUGUCGUCAGAGGGCUCACUGGGGAGGGAAGCGGGGUCCACUUCUGCCUCAGGUCCGGCCGCAGUUUCGAAGCCUGCUGAAGCCUGAGUUCACAGCUCCAACCUUCCCAGGCUUGUCGUAAAACACCCACGUUCCCUGCGUACCCACAUUUUGGAGAAGACCCGUGUGUGCACUGUCGGUCCGUCUGCACAUGGUGACGACGUUUGCCAUUUCAGCUACGGCUCACUCCAACCCUACGUGGUCAGCCUGCAGAUCUAGCAGGGGCGUAUUCCCCCCAUUUGGAUGCUGGGACUUUGGCAGGGCAGAGACUCGGCAGUAGAGUGCCGUUUCAUGCCUAUUACGACUGUGGGUGCUCAGGUGAGGAGGGGGACUGCUGGAACGCUGGGGAGGCAGUCCUAGAAGUUUCCGCUGUCCAUGCACAGACUGGCCGCCAGGCCGACCCUCAGGAUAUUCUCCAGGGCCUCCUGAGAGCGGACCCAGUGGCUAGGAGGUCAUGUGGGGGCCAGGUGUUGACCUUGGGCUCUGUCUCAGCUUCCACCUCUGGGGAAAAGAGCGGACGAGAGAGGGAGAGAGAUUCAGGCCUACAGAGGGAUCCUGACAGGCAGGAUCUUGCUGAGGGUCAGCGUGUGCCAGUUGCCAGCCCUGUGAGGUGGCUGCUGUGGCUGGUAUCCCCACUCAGAUGAGGAAAUGGAGCCAGAGAGAGGGGAUGUGAGUUGUACACAGCAGAGCCAGGACUUGAAUCCAGGCCACAGGCCCAGCAUCCAGACAGCUCACCAGUCUGCCCCCGGGGUUUUAACAGCCAUGCUCGGCCUGCCAGUGUGAGAGCUGGGUGAUGCCAGGCCUGCCUGCCCGCUCAUGGCAGUCCCACAGUGGGCGGUCCCUGGGGUGGGGAGAGGGAGACAGACAUCAAGACUGAUAGGUCUUGAGCCAUGUUCUUUCAUUCGCUUUCUCAUCCAAGCCUUAGCAUUGGCCACGUCCCGUUGUUACCAAAGGCACCGCUACCGGAGCCUUUAUAUUCCCCCCGCCCUGACGAGAGGUGAUCAUAACCACAGGUUUGGAGGAGACCACAUGGGACUCCUUGUUUCUCCCCGUGGCCCUCAGCAGACCAGGGCCCAUCCUGCCGUCAGUCCUCACACCCAGGGAUGUUAGUGGUCUCUCUACUUGGGAACAAAAAAGAAAGAGCAAAAAUUAGAAGUUGGAAUGGAUGCACCUUGUGUAAAUCCUCGCACAGCACUGUGGAAGUCCACAGCC
This is a messenger RNA of Callorhinus ursinus (northern fur seal), 4468 nucleotides long. RefSeq lists its product as uncharacterized. Lineage: Eukaryota; Metazoa; Chordata; Mammalia; Carnivora; Otariidae. The record is from RefSeq and is a predicted model, not a curated record. Gene Ontology annotation, molecular function: RNA polymerase II cis-regulatory region sequence-specific DNA binding; DNA-binding transcription factor activity, RNA polymerase II-specific. Gene Ontology annotation, biological process: regulation of transcription by RNA polymerase II.